UGGCAGCAGCAGCAGCACAGGCUCGGGCUGCGCUCUAUCAGAGCAGACACUGGUCGACGAGCUGUAACGCUAUGUGGCGCUGAAUCGGCUCACAAGGAGCAGGAGCAACUCUUCAUGGAAAUGCGGACAUCUUCGAAAGCGACUUGUUUCCUAAAGGCGGACCGGGGUAUUUUCCCAGCGUAAAGGAGAAAAGAUUCGUCAUGACCAUUUUUUGGCUGACUGGUUACUUCUUCGCUGAGGUUCAUAGGUCCUGUUUUGUUUCCGGACUUUCCAAAGCAGGGAUGAGAUAAUUAAUGGUCUACAACCUCACCUGUGGCACCUGUAAAACCCACCUUCGCAUACAAGUUCUUUUUUGUACUUCAGCUGUCAAACUAUGACUACACCGGCUCUAUUGCCCCUGUCGGGCCGCAGGAUACCCACUUUGUCACCAGGUGCCUCCUCUUUCCCACACCACAGAGCGACGUUGAGGCUGUCAGAGAAGUUCAUUCUCCUCCUUAUCCUGAGUGCCUUCAUCACUUUAUGCUUUGGAGCCUUCUUUUUCCUCCCAGACAAUUCCAAGCACAAGCGCUUUGACCUUGGCUUGGAGGAUGUGCUCAUCCCACACAUUGACUCGCCAAAAGAGGGGAAGCACAGUUCAGGACAGGUGAUCAUACAUGGACAAGGAGGACAUGAUGAGAACAGACACAGGGAGGAAGAGGAAAGCCUACGUGACAAGAUUCGAGCAGACCACGAGCGAGCCCUGCAGGAGGCAAAGGAGAAACUGCGGAAGUCUCGUGAGGAGCUGCAGGCUGAGAUUCAGACGGAGAAGACUAAAGUGAUGGAGGACUUAAAGAAGCAAGAUAUGGGGCCUAAACCCUUACCACCUGUUCCCAUGCCCAAGGUGGUGGGUGUCAGUGAUGGGGAGCCACCAGAGCUCGAUGUUAAAGAGAAACGGGACAAGAUCAGAGAGAUGAUGAAACACGCAUGGGACAGCUACAGACAAUACGGCUGGGGUCACAACGAGCUGAAGCCCCUCGCUAAAAAAGGACAUUCCACAAAUAUCUUUGGUAAAUCACACCUCUCUUGGAGGAUUGGGGGAUAGCUUUUAUGAGUACCUGCUAAAGGCAUGGCUCAUGUCUGACAAGACGGACUCAGAAGCUCGGAAGACCUAUGAUGAUGCCAUCGAGGCCAUCGAGCGCCACCUUAUACGAAAAUCCAACGGUGGUCUGACUUUUAUCGGUGAGUGGAAGAAUGGCCAUCUGGAAAGGAAGAUGGGCCACCUAGCCUGCUUUGCCGGUGGCAUGUUUGCUCUGGGUGCUGACGGCUCACCGGAUGACAAGGCCGGACACUACCUGCAGCUCGGAGCUGAGAUCGCUCACACCUGCCAUGAGUCCUACGACAGGACAGUGCUGAAGCUCGGCCCAGAGGCCUUUAAGUUUGACAGCGGUCUGGAGGCGGUGGCUGUCCGGCAGAAUGAGAAGUACUACAUCCUGCGGCCGGAGGUCAUCGAGACAUACUGGUACAUGUGGAGGUUCACACACGACCCCAAGUACAGGCAAUGGGGAUGGGAGGCAGCACAGGCCAUUGAUAAAUACUGCCGAGUGAGUGGAGGCUUCUCAGGAGUCAAAGACGUCUACUCAUCCAGUCCAACCUAUGAUGACGUGCAGCAGAGCUUCUUCCUGGCUGAGACGCUCAAGUAUCUGUACUUGCUAUUCUCCAACGAUGACCUGAUGCCAUUGGAGAGCUGGGUUUUCAACACAGAGGCUCACCCACUUCCUGUCCUCCACCUGGGCAACAUCACCCUGCCCGGCAGCGAGCCUGCUCAGCGGUAGACACACAUCCCCCUCUUCUCCUUCUCCACAGCACCAGGGGGCGCCACUGUACUGUCUGCCUGCCUAAAACAAAUGCACCCACCAUCACCAGACAAACUUCCAUUCAGCUUCUUCAUGUGGACAGUCAUGGACAGGAGGAGAUAGAGAUGGUGUUGGCAGACCCACAGGGACUGGAGAGGACUGACUCUGCCUUCCCCAUCUUCUGCUGUGAUGAGCUUUCUGACUCUCCUUGAUCUGUCUUCAGAAGGAUGGUGGGUGUGCUGCUCAGCCUCCGUUUGGCUUUAACAACAGAGCUGCAAAGCAGAGGCUUAAUUUAGUUGUUUAGUUUUUUUUCUGUUUGACCAAACGUUGCUCUCACACACACUCCAGCUGAGCCUCUGAGUGGACAUCAGGACUCAGACUCUGAGCACAUGGAAAGCUUUCGUUGUUGUUCUCCAGACAAACUUUUGAACUUCACAGGGUCUCUUCACGUCUUUUUUGUUUUUGGACAAACUCUUUACGGAGACACGAGGUUGAAUCACAACCCUCCGCUUCUCCCCCCGACCCACUUUGCCCACCUUCUGUUUCAUCAGACGGAGCGGGACCUAUAGCUGUUAGCAGAACUUGGUGGUCACAGCAGAACCCACCUCUGUCUUGUCACAACAGCGGACCAUGAGAAGUAGAGCAGCCUUCCCAACACACCCUCUUGAUGUGUUCCAGUUUCUCCUCAUUCUGCUGCUACUUGGUCAGAUGCUGCUUUUCUACGUCAUUUCACUCCAGCUUCUCUCAGAGCUCUUAACGUCCGCCUGAUUAAAUCAGGUGGUACCUGGUCUCAUAUCAUGCUCAUGUGUUUGUGUGGUGGUUCUUUGUUUGUGCACUUUGUACGGAGAAGACUGAGGCAGAAAAUGGUGGAGGUGUAGCACUGAAACAUGUCAAUAAAUGAUUUG
This is a messenger RNA of Nematolebias whitei (Rio pearlfish), 2737 nucleotides long. It is a transcript of the gene man1a2, whose product is annotated as mannosidase, alpha, class 1A, member 2. NCBI's taxonomy places the organism in Eukaryota, Metazoa, Chordata, Actinopteri, Cyprinodontiformes, Rivulidae. The record is from RefSeq and is a predicted model, not a curated record. Gene Ontology annotation, biological process: carbohydrate metabolic process; N-glycan processing. Gene Ontology annotation, cellular component: Golgi membrane; extracellular exosome; endoplasmic reticulum. Gene Ontology annotation, molecular function: calcium ion binding; mannosyl-oligosaccharide 1,2-alpha-mannosidase activity.